Strongylus vulgaris is the source of this 285-nucleotide messenger RNA. Lineage: Eukaryota; Metazoa; Nematoda; Chromadorea; Rhabditida; Strongylidae. The record is from the annotation of a GenBank genome assembly.
AUGGCAGCACUUCGAGCAGCUCCUCGACCAGAUAAGCCUAAAAUACCAACAAAACCUCGACUGUAUCCGGUUGUCAAAGCUUUAUACGAUUAUGAUGCGCAAGACACGGACGAGUUAUCGUUUUCAGUCGGCGAUGAGAUCGAACUAAUGCAGAAGCACACGGACGAGUUAUCGUUUUCAGUCGGCGAUGAGAUCGAACUAAUGCAGAAACAUGAUUCCGGUUGGUGGCAAGGAAGGUUACGCGACAAAGUUGCACUAUUCCCCGCCAACUACGUCAAAGAAUAA